Molecule: messenger RNA, 2572 nt
Organism: Misgurnus anguillicaudatus (oriental weatherfish)
Lineage: Eukaryota; Metazoa; Chordata; Actinopteri; Cypriniformes; Cobitidae
Gene: acvrl1
Product: activin A receptor like type 1
Biological process (GO): heart development; protein phosphorylation; cellular response to growth factor stimulus
Cellular component (GO): BMP receptor complex; plasma membrane
Molecular function (GO): ATP binding; transmembrane receptor protein serine/threonine kinase activity
Source: RefSeq, a predicted model, not a curated record
AUAACAUCUGUAAUCUAAACCCUGAAUCAGCGGCAUUGCUGCGCAAAGUUUGUUUAAGACUUAUCGAGGCAGGGUCUUAAGAAGUCAGUCUGGGAGUCUAGGAAUUUUUCCAAGCGGAAGAUGACGGUUUCGGCUCCAUAAAGCCUCUUACUGGUUUUUGGUUUAUCUGCAAUAGAUUUGACUAGAGAUAUUUUUAUAAACACAACAGCUCGAUGUGUUUUUCGGUUGGGCGAUCUACGCAAGAGGAAAUAGGAAAUACCAUUUUGUUUUGCGAGUCUGGUGAGGAGUUUAACGUACAGUAUAGAGUGGGAAAUGUCAGGACGAUUAGAGUUUGAUGUUUAACUCAUUGAGUGAUGCGAGCUUCAAAACACGCGAAGUUUGAUGAACAGCUCGAUUUGUGAGGGAACACGAAAGAAAAAUCAGAGAUGAAGUCCGAGGUGCUCGCAGUCCUGACGGUUUUGGUGUGCUCAGGGAGCUGUUUGCAGUGCUACGACCGAGCUGAAUUGCUUAAAGCCAAGGAGGGGAUUGUACAGUGCGCAUGCGAGAACAAUAGAAAUUGUGUUAACAACACCUGCUGGGGCAAUUACUGCAUCUACACUUUGGUCGAUGAAGUGGAAAGAAGGGGCUGCCUUCCCUCCCUCGAACAGUGCCAUGUGCCUGAUCGUCCUGGACUGUAUUGUGAUUGCUGCUUCACAAACUUCUGCAAUCAAAACUCCAGUGUGCCUAAAGAAGACCCAGUAGAGGGGAAGUAUAUGAGAGAGAUUCUGCUGGUGGCAGUGUCUUUAUUGGUGCUGCUGAUGGUGAUCGCAGCCGGCUGUCUUAUAUUGUGGCUACGUACAAAGCGACAGCGCCAUCAGCUGGUAAAGGAUGACACCUCUAUGCUCAAAGUCCCCAUUGGAGUGGACCCUACUUACGGGGAUAUUUUUGAUGAGUUUUGUACAUCGGGCAGUGGGACCGGGCUCCCUUAUCUAGUGCAGAGGACCAUGGCUCGACAGAUCUCGCUGGUAGAAUGUGUUGGUAAAGGACGUUAUGGAGAAGUAUGGCGUGGUACUUGGAUGGGAGAGAGCGUAGCUGUUAAGAUUUUCUCCUCUCGUGAUGAACAGUCCUGGUUUAGAGAAACUGAGAUCUACAACACGGUCCAACUGAGGCACGAAAACAUCUUGGGUUUCAUAGCAUCAGACAUGACAUCUAAAAACUCCAGCACUCAGCUGUGGCUGGUCACACACUUCCAUGAAUUAGGCUCCCUCUAUGACUUCCUGCAGUACAGGACGCUGGACCCGGAAAGCUGCCUGUGCAUGUGCCUGUCUAUUGCCAGUGGCCUGGUGCACCUCCACACGGAGAUCCUGAGCACACAGGGCAAACCAGCCAUCGCGCACAGAGACCUGAAGAGCCGCAACAUCCUAGUGAAGAGAAAUGGCCAGUGCUGCAUAGCUGACCUGGGCCUGGCUGUCAUUCACUCUCAAUCGAAUGACUAUCUGGAUGUUGGCAAUAACCCACGAGUGGGCACCAAGCGCUAUAUGGCACCUGAGGUUUUGGACGAAAGUAUUCGUGUAGAUGUUUUUGAGUCCUAUAAACAAACAGACAUCUGGGCCCUGGGUCUUGUCCUUUGGGAGAUAACUCGUCGAACUAUUGUAAAUGGGAUUGUGGAGGAGUACAGGCCGCCGUUCUUUGACGUGGUCCCCUCUGACCCCAGUUUCGAGGAGAUGAAGAAAGUGGUGUGCGUUGACCAGUACAGGCCCAGUCUACACAAUCGACUGCACUCUCAUCCGAUCCUGUCUGCAAUUGCGAAGAUUAUGAAAGAGUGCUGGUUCCAAAGCCCCUCAGCUCGGCUUACAGCUCUGCGUGUGCGUAAGACCAUCUCCAAAUUCGACCAGGACCACGACUACGAUAUAGACAAGCUCAAAUUGGACCUUUAAAAUAAACUUACUCAUGCAAUACUGCAUUCAUUUCAACCAACUCUUUUGAUGUGCCUUUCAAACUUGGUCUAUGUAUUUACGUCUUAAGCCUCGUCUUUAUCCUGACAUUGGCUCACUAGCAAUUUGAGGUUCUUAACUCUGCUGUUAAAAUAUUGCCUAUGGAACAUAUCCACACGACUGCUCAUCCGGGACGAUUUGCAUAUUUCAACACGGAGACUCAUUUACAGUAUCUCAGUAUUUUAUUUUUUGUAUACUGAAAAGGUUUGUAUAUGUCAAAGGUUUUCUCCACUUUCUGUAAUUCCUGGAUAUUACUCUUAACUAGGAAGUUCGGCACAUGCACUUUCUUUAUCUAGCUGCCUUUCGGCUCUAUUAAAGACUCAGAAAUGGGCCGUUUUUCAACUGCAAUGAGAUAUACAAACUUGCACCAAGACAAUAUUAAAUCAGAGGACAUAUUAAUGUAGUACAAUGUUUUAUACAAUAUCCAACUGCAAUCACAUAAAUUAGCUGCUUUAUCUUUUUGUACAACCAAAUGUAUUUACUGUUUGAGAAUUUAUAUCUGAAAAUGUAUAUACCGUUUUUAUCUUUUUUUUGCACAAAACAAUGUAUAUUAUUAUUUUCACUUUAUGUACUGUUUAAUAAAACUUCAGGACAUUGAA